This is a messenger RNA of Oncorhynchus gorbuscha (pink salmon), 3694 nucleotides long. RefSeq names its product cell cycle progression protein 1-like. The record is from RefSeq and is a predicted model, not a curated record. The coding region runs from base 178 to 2778 and encodes 866 amino acids. The transcript is spliced from 11 exons. Gene Ontology annotation, cellular component: membrane. NCBI's taxonomy places the organism in Eukaryota, Metazoa, Chordata, Actinopteri, Salmoniformes, Salmonidae.
AAGUACUAUUUUUAGUGUUGCUGACGAGACGCUGAUUGUGUUGUUGUUGAAUUGAAAUCGAUGAAGCUGUGAGAGCGCAAUUGUGACUGCAAUAUCAAGAAUCGUUUGCAGAAAUACGUACUUUCUACGUUGGAAACUUACUGGUGUGCUCCAUUGUUUUUACCAGCUGGCGGAGCCAUGUCAGAGAGCUCAAGUGACACAGAGUCCUCCUGUGGGUGGACUAUCAUAAGUAAUGAAGGUUCAGAUAUUGAGGCCCUGGGGCCAGAGAACGGCCUGGAAUGUGGAUCUGAUCUCCCAGAGAGCGUAGUGCUGGAGCCAGAGCUGCUGCAGGACCAACUCCCCGCUCUCUCUGCUGAGUUCACUGAGGAGAGGGGUGAGUCAUCUCUUAAUGCCACUCUAAAAGAAGAAACCUUAGAUGAGAUAUUGUUUGCUUCUGAGGCUGAAGGUGAGGUGGCCGGGGACGAGCAAGUGACUCUGUGCUCCUCCAGUGACCACUCUGACAUUGUGACUCUGGGGGACACGAGGGAGACUGAGCUCGGGCCUUGGGAUGAGCAGGCGGUGGAGGAGGAAGAGGGAGCAGUCAGUGAGGAGCUCUACCUGGGCACCUCCUCCAGCAGCCAGUACACCUUCAGUGCAGCAGAGACUGUUUUCCCUGCAGAGCAGCCUGUGGUUGCAGACUCCAGCAGCAGUGAGGAUGAGGGAGGAGAGCAGGUCACCCCAGUAAUGCGGAGGCGCAGGGUGAGGAAGAGCACCACUAGCUCUGUGGCUGAGCCUGGAGAGGAGGUGCAGGAGUCUGGCCACAUUGACCGAGAGGAGACUCUAGAGGAGGAGCAGAAGGAGGUACAGGAGGAGGUGCAGCAGGAACCUUGCGUUGCACCCCCACCUCAAGGCCAUGUCAGCACCACCCUUAACAAAUGUAUCAUACUAGCCCUCAUCAUCGCCAUCAGCAUGGGCAUUGGUCACUUCUAUGGAAAAUUUGAAGGCACAGUACAGGUUCAGGACAGGCAGAAGAUUGUGGAGAAGAUCUGUGGAGUGAACGACCUUAGUAAUUUGAGAGCUCUGCAGCCUCAGUGUCAUAAAGGACCCAAUGUCAUCAAUAAGGAUGUGGUUAAGAGUCUGAGAGAAGAUCUAAAGGACAAGAGUGACAUGAUGCUGUCCCUCACAGGGAUUAUGGACACGCUUACUAAAGAGAACCAGGAUCUCAGAUCCAAACAGGCCCAGCUACAGGCCCAGAAAGAAGACUUGGUCGUGAAACUGAAGCAGACUGGCGAGGAGAGGGUUAAGAUUGAGUCUAAGCAGAGUCACCUGAUGGUGGAGAACCAGCUGCUGAAGAGCUCCCUGGAGCGUGAGGAGGAGUCCCUGUCCACCCUUCAGGAGGAGCUGAGGAACCUGCGCUCCCAGAUCCGAGAACUGGAGGAGACUGGGGCCGGGGCCGACUCCAUACUCUCUGAGAACCAGAGGCUGAAGGACCACCUGGAGGAGGAGACGCAGCGCCUCCGCAGCUUCCUGAGCCAGCGGGAGGCCCUGAUGGCUGAGGCCCAGACACUGAGGAGGGAGCUGGAUAAUGAGCGGAGGGUGACUGACCAGCUUAGGGAGCAGCUGAGCAGCCUCAACACCAGGGCUGGAGGAGAGGUCGACCCGGAGACAGAGGAGCUGCAGUCACGGCUCAUGGAGUUACAGAAGAAGCUGAGCUUUGAGCAGCAGCGCUCUGACCUUUGGGAGAGGCUCUAUGUGGAAACCAAAGAGGAGAGGGCCAAGGGAGACAAGCAGGCCAAAGUCAAGAGGUCCAAGGAUGGCGUGAUAGGGAAGGUGAAAGACACUUUUGAUGCGGUGAAGAACUCCACCAAGGAGUUUGUGCACCAUCACAAAGAGCAGAUAACGAAAGCCAAAGAGGCUGUGAAGGAGAAUCUGAGGAAGUUCUCUGAUUCUGUGAAGUCCACCUUCCGCCACUUCAAGGACUCUGCUUCGCGUAUGAUGGACAAGACUUACCGGCCUCACGAUCGGAGGUUUCAUGAGAGGAAGGAAGCCAAGACAGAGCAGCAGGAGCAUCAUAGAGACCAUGGAAACAAGGACUCAGAGGAGGAACCAUGGCAGCCCAGAACCCACAAGCCCCUGCAUCGUCACCCUCGUAAAUCCACUGAUGACUCUUUCCAGGCACACCGUAACACCCGGAAGUCAGGGGGUAAAGUUGAGGAGGACCCAGAGGCUGAGCAACAACAAAGAGAAGUGCCCAAAGGUUGCUCUGGGGUUUUCGACUGUGCCUACCAAGAAUCCAUGAGCCUCUUCAACAAAGCCAUGGACCCCAUAAGAGCAGAUGAGUUCAACCAGCUGCUUCACAGCUACCUCCAGCAGGAGGUUGACCACUUCCACCACUGGACUGAGCUGGAGAGCUUUAUUAAAAAUUUCUUUCACAACGGCGUCUUCAUCCAUGAUCAGAUGCUGUUCACAGACUUUGUUAGUGGUGUGGAAGACUACCUGGAGGACAUGGAUGAGUACCAUGGCCACAACGAUGACGUCUUUGAAGAUCUUGAUGAGUAUGUCUACAGGCACUUCUUUGGAGAUACCUACUCAAAACGUUAUGGGUCAAGUAGACCCUUUGAAGUGCCAAAUACGGAUACGAAAGAAGAAAGAAUAGCCAAGCACCAGCAGCGCAAUCAGAGGGCCCGGCCCCGGUCACAAAGAGAGAGGAAGUGGAGCAGAGCAGGACGGAACACAGACAGACACAUGGCUGAUGUAAAAAUAGAGUUGGGUCCUAUGCCCUUUGAUCCCAAAUAUUGAGAAUAAUCUUACCUAAUGAAUCUGUUUUUAUAAUGGCUGAUAUUGUAGUUGCAAAUGCUAUUUAGGAUGUGUUUGAUGGAAAGCCUUUUCUCUUCUGUUUUUGUGAUUUUGCACAAUGUUCUUUUAAUGCUGCCGAAUGUCCCCUUGCUUCCUGUGUUGUGUAAGCAAUCCUUAGGUUAGUAGCAAUGGUGGUGUAUCUGACUGCAAUCUAAUCUCAUGCGCACAAGGAAAAUUAUUGCUGCAAUGAUAAAUAUGACUAACUACAGCAAGAAACAUGGGAAUGUUUAGUAAAUCUGACAGUAGCUAACUCUGUAGUACACAUUCAUUGUCAUCAGGUCAGCUGUUACAUGUUCAUGUUCUUUUUAAGAGCUGACUAAUUUGCACAACAUUUCUUAGUUUUGGGCCUUAAUUUAAAAAAUAAAUAAUAAUCUAUUACCAUUUUAAUUGUCUAAAUGUAGGCCUAAUGUGAAUGAAUAAUGAUUAAUUGGAUGGAUCCAACAAUGGAAAGAAAUAAAAUUUUGUCAGUGGCAUUGAGAAGUUAUGCACUGACAAAUACACUUUAAUUUCAAUUCCAAAUUGUCAUAAGGUGACAAAUUGAUAAUUGUGAGAUGAUGGCCGAAACAAUUGCUGACAAUGAUACUGUUGUGUGCAGUAAAACUUAAAAAGUAGCAAAACCACUGAGAAAUACUUGCAAGAAUGCAAGCUGGUUCCACAGUCGAUUUCUAUAAUUUGCUGCUACGUUACAUAUUUGUUUAAAAUGGUGAGAUAAAGUGCAACUGUGUUGUUGUUAAAUUUUUCAGUAACAUUCCAACUAUGGCUUGUUUUAUUAAGGCUGAUUUUAUUUCCUUUUCAUUUACUGAUGUGCUGUUGAAAAUGAAUUGCAGCUUCCCAAUAAAAUUAAAAAAGUGAAUAUUGA